AUGGUCUGUGGCACAACAAGCGAUACAGGGGGCAAAUGCAAAGCUGCAUGUGUGGCAAAAGCUGUUCAGCCUAAAUGCACCUCGUGUACAUCACCUAAAGUAUGCAAAUGGACAUGCAACAUUUCUGCAACGGCUAUACCCGAUGCCGAUCUUUACGUUUGCACUGCUGAGAAUACUGCGUGUGGAUCAACAAGCCAAACGGGACAAUGCAAGUCUACGUGUGCAACAGCCACAGGAAAAAACGGAUCCAUCAAAUGCGGCUUAUCUCCCCUGAUUAUGAUUUGUGGAGCCCUUGCAAUGCUAUUUCUUCGUCCAUGAUUAGGGGCCUUUCAAGAGCCUGUUUGUCAUCCUGAUACCUAUCAAACACAAUGACGGAUGCCGUUUUGCGACAAAUUAUGGAUGUACCGUGUUGUUCUUCAUAACUUCAGAAACUUGUUUAAUGAAGUAGUUCUUUUCGACACCUUUGAAAUUCAGCUUUUUAUAAGAAUACGUUAACCAAUGAAGCUAAGAAACUCUUUACAAUAUCAGGUAUUUUGAUGAGCUGCGAUUUUUAAGCGUCACGAUAUAGUUUGACGCUUUUCAGUCAUUUUCAUUUGUAAUUAUUAGGAAGCAACAUAUAAUAUCACUGUCAUUAAUAUGUUUUUACGUAAUUAAAUAAAACAAAACUUGUUUGA
Messenger RNA from Pecten maximus, 674 nucleotides. RefSeq lists its product as uncharacterized. Bases 1 to 318 code for a protein of 105 amino acids. The record is from RefSeq and is a predicted model, not a curated record. The transcript has 5 exons. NCBI's taxonomy places the organism in Eukaryota, Metazoa, Mollusca, Bivalvia, Pectinida, Pectinidae.